Entrophospora candida is the source of this 5163-nucleotide messenger RNA. The record is from the annotation of a GenBank genome assembly. Lineage: Eukaryota; Fungi; Glomeromycota; Glomeromycetes; Entrophosporales; Entrophosporaceae.
AUGUCGGUCUCUUUGAUCGAACAUCCUGAAACUAUGGAUGAAACCGGUCGACCUAAGCAAGGCGGUUUACUGGAUCCACGUAUGGGAACUAUUGACAGAAAUUUUAAAUGCCAAACUUGUGGAGAGGGCAUGUCAGAGUGCCCUGGUCACUUUGGUCAUAUAGAACUCGCUAAACCUGUGUUUCACGUUGGAUUUCUACCAAAAGUCAAAAAGAUCUUGGAGUGUAUCUGUCUUAAUUGUGGUAGAUUGAAAACUGACGAAUCCAACUCAAAAUUCAUCCAAACAAGAAGGAUACGUGACCCAAAACGUCGUCUUCGUGCAGUUUGGGAUAUUUGUAAAACAAAAAUGAUUUGUGAACGAGGUGAAAACAACGAGAAUGAGAAUGAGAAAAGCAAUGAUAUCGAAGAAAUUGAUACAUCCAUCAUAAAGCCAAUUCAACAAUUACCUAUAACUGAUGAAGAUUUAGGGCUAGGUAAAAGAAAGAAAUCACAUAAUGGUUGUGGUUCUCGUCAACCUAUUGUCCGUAAAGAUGGUUUAAAAUUAUACAUUUCAUAUAAAAAUAGAGAAGGCGAUGAACAAGCAGCUGCUCAAGACACUAGACAGCCUUUUACACCCAGUCAGGUACAUGCCUUAUUCAAAAAAAUACCAUCACAAGAUCUUGUAGCCAUGGGUCUCAAUGAAGAUUUUGCUAGGCCUGAUUGGAUGAUCAUCACAAUACUUCCUGUUCCACCUCCACCUGUUCGUCCAAGUAUACAAGUUGAUGGAUCCGGUAGAGGUGAAGAUGAUUUAACUCAUAAAUUAUCAGACAUAUUAAAAGCAAGCCAAAAUGUAAGACGUUGUGAAACCGAAGGACAUCCUAACCAUGUAUUAAACGAAUUCGAAGCAUUGUUACAGUUUCAUUGUGCAACCUAUAUGGAUAAUGAAAUAGCUGGACAACCUCAGGCAUUACAAAAAUCGGGUAGACCAUUAAAAUCCAUAAGGGCUCGUUUAAAGGGUAAAGAAGGUCGUCUUAGAGGAAAUCUUAUGGGUAAACGUGUGGAUUUCUCUGCUCGUACAGUAAUUACUGGUGAUCCAAACAUAUCAGUUGAUGAAGUUGGCGUACCUCGUAGCAUAGCUCAAAAUUUAACAUUUCCAGAACUAGUAACACCUUUUAAUCUUCCACAUUUACAAAGUUUGGUUGAACGAGGCCCUACCGAACAUCCUGGUGCUAAAUAUGUUAUAAGAGAUACAGGCGAAAGAAUAGAUCUCAAGUACACAUUAAGCUCAGCCUCUAGUGUUAGACUACAAUUAGGUUGGAAAGUGGAACGUCAUAUUAACGAUGGUGAUAUAGUGAUAUUUAAUCGUCAGCCGUCAUUACAUAAAAUGUCAAUGAUGGGACAUAGAGUUCGUGUGAUGCCAUAUUCAACAUUUCGAUUAAAUUUAUCCGUGACAACUCCUUAUAAUGCUGAUUUUGAUGGUGAUGAGAUGAAUAUGCAUGUUCCUCAAUCCGUCGAAACCAAAGCUGAAAUAUCCGAAAUUUGCAUGGUACCAAAACAAAUCGUAUCGCCCCAAUCGAAUAAACCAGUCAUGGGUAUUGUGCAAGAUACUUUAUGUGCUGUUCGUAAAUUCACAAAAAGAGAUUGCUUUUUAACAAAGGAUCUUGUGAUGAAUAUAAUGAUGUGGGUAUCUAACUGGGAUGGAAUCCUUCCUAUACCAUGUAUCAUAAAACCAUAUCCUUUAUGGACUGGUAAACAAAUUCUAAGCAUGAUCAUACCUAAAGGUAUAAAUUCUGACAAUCUUCGUCAUUCUACUCAUCCUGACAACGAGAAUACAGAUAUUUCACCUGGUGACACUAGAGUAGUAAUAGAAGAUGGUGAAUUGCUUUGUGGUAUAGUUUGUAAAAGAACUGUUGGAACAUCCCAACAAGGAUUGGUCCAUGUAAUAAUGCAAGAAUUAGGCCCUGAGAGAGCCAAAGAAUUUUUAAACGGUUGUCAAGCUGUUGUAAAUCAAUGGCUUUUACAAAAUGGAUUUAGUAUAGGAAUAGGUGAUACAAUAGCAGAUAAAGAAACCAUGGUAACAAUUACACAAACUAUUGAUGCAGCUAAACAACGAGUACAUAAAAUCAUUAUAGAUGCUCAAAAUAAUAAAUUAGAAUGUUUACCUGGUAUGACAAUAAGAGAAACAUUUGAAAGCAGGAUUAAUAAAGAGUUGAAUACAGCUCGUGAUUCUGCGGGUAGAAGUGCCGAGAAAAGCUUACGUGAAGAUAAUAAUGUUAAACAGAUGGUAAUCGCUGGUUCAAAAGGAUCUUUCAUUAAUAUUUCUCAGAUGACAGCUUGUGUCGGACAACAGAAUGUUGAGGGUAAACGUAUACCUUUUGGUUUUAAAUUUCGUACUUUGCCACAUUUUACAAAAGAUGAUCAUAGUCCAGAAAGUAGAGGUUUUGUAGAAAAUUCCUAUUUACGAGGUUUAACACCACAAGAAUUCUUCUUUCAUGCUAUGGGUGGUCAAACUGGUUAUAUCCAACGUAGAUUGGUAAAAGCGUUAGAAGAUGUAAUGGUGAAGUAUGAUGGAACAGUGCGUAAUUCAUUGGGUGAUAUAUUACAAUUCUGUUAUGGUGAAGAUGGAAUGGAUGCUUAUAAAAUAAUUUCUGAAUAUAAUCAAUUAAAAGAAGAUAGAAGAAUGUUACAAACAUUUAUAUUUCCUAAUGGUGACAAUAGGUGGCCAUUGCCUGUUAAUAUAAAAAGACUUAUAAAAAACGCACAACAAAAAUUCAAUAUAAGAAACUCACAGAAAAUAGCAUCUAACCUGCAAUAUGUUGAGGUGAUCUCCAGUGUUGAGGAAGUAAUCAAGAAAUUAAAAGUAAUUAAUGGAACUGAUAAAAUUAGCGAAGAAUCGCAGGAAAAUGCCACAUUACUUUUCAAAAUUUUGCUGAGGUCAUGGUUAUCCAGUAGACGCGUUAUUGAAGAAUAUCAUUUAAAUCAACAGGCUCUGCAAUGGGUAUUGGGUGAGAUAGAAUCACGUUUUAGAAAGGCACUGGUAGCUUCAGGUGAAAUGGUUGGUACAAUAGCUGCACAAUCAAUUGGUGAACCUGCAACGCAAAUGACUUUAAACACUUUCCAUUAUGCUGGUGUGUCAAGUAAAAAUGUUACGCUUGGUGUACCUCGUCUAAAAGAAAUCAUCAACGUCGCCAAAAAUAUAAAAACACCAUCUGUGCAUAUUUUCCUUAUUGAUAAUUAUUCACGAGAUGAGUACUUGGCAAAAGAAAUUCAAAGUAUUAUUGAAUACACAACAUUAAAAACCGUCACACAAAAAACAGAAAUUUGGUACGAUCCUGAACCAUUUUCUUCAUUAAUAGAGACCGAUAAAGAUUUCGUGGAAUUGUUUUUCCAGAUGGAAGAAAAUAACAACCACAAUUCUUCAACAGGAUAUCAAUCACCAUGGGUUCUACGUUUUGAACUCAAUCAUUCAGUUUUACUUGAUAAAAAAUUGCCUAUGGAUGUGGUUGGUCACAAGAUACAAGAAGAUUUUUCUAGAGAUAUACAUGCAAUUUGGAAUGAUGAUAACAGUGACAUGAAGAUUAUUCGUUGUCGAAUAAUAAGUGAACCGGGUACAACAAAAGAUCAUAUUGAAGAGGAGAAUGGAACAAAGAUUGAGGAAGAUGUAUUUUUAAAACGUGUGGAAAACAAUAUGUUAAAUACUAUCGGUCUUAGAGGUAUCAAAAAAAUCAAUCGGGUGUAUUUGAUUGAAAGUCAAAAAACACGCAUUUAUGUCAACAAUGAGGGUAAAAUAACUAAGGAAAAUGAAUGGGUACUGGAAACUGAUGGGUCAAAUUUACAAGAGGUUUUGAAUGUUCCAAAAGUUGAUUAUACACGUACAUAUUCAAAUAACUGUGUGGAAAUCAUGCAAGUAUUGGGUAUUGAGGCUACUCGUGCUGCCUUAUUAAAAGAACUUCGUGGUGUUAUUGAGUUUGAUGGAUCAUAUGUGAACUAUCGUCAUUUGGCACUUUUAUGUGAUGUGAUGACUUCUCGAGGUCAUCUAAUGGCAAUAACACGUCAUGGUAUAAAUCGUGCCGAGACAGGUGCAUUGAUGAGGUGUUCUUUUGAGGAAACAGUAGAAAUAUUAAUUGACGCAGCAGCAGUUGGUGAAGUAGAUGAUUGUAAAGGCGUAGCGGAAAAUAUAAUGUUGGGUCAAGUAGCUCCUUUGGGUACAGGUGAAUUUGAUGUAUAUUUGGAUCAGGAAAUGUUGAAGAACACUCCUCCUGUUGGUGAAAGAAGAAUGAUAACUGGUGAAACCACCGAUGAAAUCCAACAUCCUAUUAAAAAUAAUCUUGGUGCCAUGACACCACGUAUAACGUCUAGUAUGACUCCAUAUAUUUUAGGUGCUCAAUCGCCUGGAGGUUAUGGCUCAACACCAAUGUAUAUUAGUCCUAAAUCGCCUAGAAUUGAUCAACCUUCUUCUCCAGCAUUUUCGCCACUUUUGGACUCCGGUAGUGGUAAACCUGUUAUGGUUGGGGCAGGAUUAUACGGAUGGAAUGAACAGGCAAGUCCUAUGUAUGGACCAACAUCUCCACAAUAUUCACCAAGUUCACCUAUUCCAGCACAAAUAUCAUCAUUCACUCCCACUAGUCCUGCGUAUAGCCCUACAAGUCCAACCUAUUCACCUACAAGCCCUACAGGAGGUUACAAUAUUAUGGGUGGUGUAUCAACGAAUAUGCCAAUUGUUACACCAUAUAGACAACAAAUUGGAACUAGCCCAUCAUAUUCUCCAACCAGUCCAUCAUAUUCGCCUAAUUCACCUAGCUAUUCACCAACAUCUCCAAGUUACACUCCAACAUCUCCAAAUUAUACUCCAACAUCUCCAAAAUAUUCACCCACCACAUCAAAUUAUUCACCCACUUCACCAAGUUAUUCACCAACAUCACCUAAUUAUACACCAACAUCACCAAGAUAUUCAUCUACUGCUCCUUCUGCACAUUAUUCACCAACAUCACCAACAUAUUCGCCCACCUCACCAAAUUAUUCACCCACCUCACCAAGUUACUCGCCAACAUCACCUAAUUAUACACCAACAUCGCCAAGAUAUUCAGCUACUGCUCCUUCUGUGCAUUAUUCACCAACAUCACCAACAUAUUCACCAACAUCACCAAGUUAUUCACCAUCGUCGCCUCAUUAUUCACCGUCAUAA